Sphenostylis stenocarpa is the source of this 1608-nucleotide messenger RNA. Lineage: Eukaryota; Viridiplantae; Streptophyta; Magnoliopsida; Fabales; Fabaceae. The record is from the annotation of a GenBank genome assembly.
AUGGCAGCCGUUAGGUCUUCCUCUGUCAGACGAAUAGGAAGCACAAUCAAGGUUUCUUUCAAUAUGGAACUAGUACAGCACUGUCAGCAUCCGAACCUUGCAAGGUUGCCAAGUGAUUCACCGAGUCAUCCUUAUUACAAAAGAGAGUUACAAUUUGCUAAGAAUCAGUUUAGCAAUUUGGCUUCUGAAUCCUUUGGAAGUGGUCACCAAUUUGGUACUAGAGCCAAUGUAUCGUUUAAUCCUAGAUUCUCUAACUAUUGUUUCCGGAGUGCUCUUCCUUUUGCCUCCGCGAGCCACGUGUUGAACCGCCGAUUGUAUUCAUCGACGGUGGGUGAUGACAAAGGAAGUAGAGAUGGUGGUCCAGACGUCUCUGUUGGUUCUGGUGCGAGUGACAUGAAUACCAAUGGUGAUUCGGUUGUUGGGGGUGAUUGGGGUGAGAGGAUUAAAGAUGCUUGGAAGAGUGUGGUAGAGUCAGCAUCAUAUGCCGGGGAAAAGGUCAAAGCAACAUCUGAUGAUCUCACUCCAUAUGCUCAGCAGUGGCUUGAUUCACACCCAUAUCUUGAUAAGGUGAUUAUUCCAGUUGGUGGUACUUUAACUGCUACUCUAAUAGCUUGGUUCUUGAUGCCUAUGAUUUUGAGGAAAUUUCACAAAUAUGCUAUGCAAGGUCCCGUUUCUCUAUUGCCAGAAAGCAUGUCUGGAGAUCCGUUUCCUUAUGAGAAAAGCUUUUGGGGUGCUAUGGAGGAUCCAGUGCGAUAUUUAGUUACCUUCAUGGCAUUCUCACAAAUUGGUGUAAUGGUAGCUCCAACAACUAUAACCUCAGAAUAUCUUACACCAGUUUGGAGGGGUGCAGUGAUAGUUUCAUUUGUAUGGUUUUUACAUAGAUGGAAAACAAAUGUUUUUGCACGGACAUUAUCAAGUCAAAGUUUACUUGGACUUGAUAGGGAGAAAGUGCUUGCUCUAGACAAAAUCUCAUCUAUUGGUCUAUUUGUCAUUGGUAUAAUGGCUUUUGCUGAGGCUUGUGGUGUGGCCGUGCAAUCUAUUGUGACUGUUGGUGGUAUAGGAGGAGUGGCUACUGCCUUCGCUGCCAAAGACAUACUUGGCAAUGUGUUCAGUGGUUUAUCUAUGCAGUUUUCGAAGCCCUUUUCAGUUGGAGAUACAAUAAAAGCAGGCUCGAUAGAGGGUCAAGUGGUGGAAAUGGGUCUUACUACCACGUCUUUGCUGAGUUCAGAGAAGUUUCCAGUCAUUGUACCAAACUCAUUUUUUUCUAGCCAGGUUAUUGUGAACAAGUCCCGUGCUGAAUAUCGUGCCAUUAUUACCAAAAUUCCUCUGCAAACUGAGGAUUUAAGUAAGAUUCCACAGAUAUCAGAUGAUGUAAAAAGUAUGCUCAAAUCAAAUGCAAAGGUUUUCUUGGGGAAAGAUGUUCCCUACUGUUUCUUAUCCCGCAUAGAAAGUUCGUAUGCAGAAUUGACUCUUGGAUACAACCUCAAACAUAUGCGCAGAGAUGAACAAUACUCUGCUGAACAAGAAAUUCUGCUGCUGGCAGUUCAGACCAUUAAGAAUCAUGGGGUUGCCCUUGGCAGCACAUGGCAAGAAAUGCCUUCUAAAUGA